Alternaria viburni is the source of this 852-nucleotide messenger RNA. RefSeq lists its product as uncharacterized. The transcript has 2 exons. Lineage: Eukaryota; Fungi; Ascomycota; Dothideomycetes; Pleosporales; Pleosporaceae. The record is from RefSeq and is a predicted model, not a curated record. Bases 1 to 852 code for a protein of 283 amino acids.
AUGCCUCUACACGUGCAGAGUCCUGAUGGCGAAGAGACCGCCGGCCAGCGAAAGGACCAUUUCGAAGCCAUGCGAAACCGCGUCCCACGCUACCUCUUCCGCGCCUUCGACGAAUCCAGCGGCGGCGGCCGCGAAUGCUCCGUCAUCAACGCAACCGAGAUCAUACCCCGAGGCUACAUGAACGGCAGGCAAGUCACCGGGUUUUACAAAAGACAGGAGAAAGAACUGCAUGCCAUGGCGCAAGCCCACUUCUCCGCCGACGAAGACGUUCUGACAGAGUUUAGCUCGUGGGCUGCUUCUCUUCACACGGUUCUUUGCUAUGCGUAUACUUGUUCUCUGGAGUAUAGCGAUGUUCACGUUGCUGUGAUUGAUCGCGAGAAGCUGGAUGGCGAGGUGAGGAUCUGGUGGGUGCCGCAUCUUUUGGAUCCGGGUGAGUAUCAUGGCGAGCAUGAGUAUUUGGCUCAUGGGUGUAUUCGGGGGGAAGGAUAUAAGGCGGUGCCUUUUAGGAAUCUGAUGGAUGGUGGGCUUUGCCCUACUGUCUUUCCUGAACUCACGGGUUGGGGGAAGGGGAGGUCUCCCGACUUCGGCGACGGAUUGAGAGACAAGAUGUUUGGGGAGGAGUUGGUCGGAUACUACGACUAUCAGACUGAACGUAUCAAGCAAAUAGGCAAGUUGUUUGGAGACCUUGCUUUGCCAGUUAUGCUCGCGUUGUUGACUCUGAGGCCGCGAUACCUUGCUCGAGCUUCCGUACUGGUCAAUAAUGCGGAAACGGCGCAUUCGGAUUUCAUGGACUGGCUGCUUACUUCGCUGGACAUCCAACCCCUUGAAUUCGUUCCCGAAGAGGAAGAUUAG